This is a messenger RNA of Closterium sp. Naga37s-1, 1413 nucleotides long. Lineage: Eukaryota; Viridiplantae; Streptophyta; Zygnematophyceae; Desmidiales; Closteriaceae. The record is from the annotation of a GenBank genome assembly.
AUGCAGGGAGCUGGGGGUCUUGGUACCCGCUUGAGUGGCGGUGUCAAGAAGCGCAAGGCUGUUGGCGGCCGACUGAUCCCGAAAGCGCGCAAGGAUGGCGCUUCUGAGCACGUCGAUGACAACGAUGAUGUCGACGAUGUUGCGGGCAACACCGGCAUUGACAACGCCUCUGCUGCCGCAGCUGACCCGUCUAGCGGUGCUGGUGAUGCCGCUCCCUUGGGGGUCCAAGUCCAUGCUGACGACUUCAGUGAUGAGGAGCAUGAUGAGGAAGAGGAACGCACGAAGCUGCAGACGGAAAAGCAAGUUUUAACCGUAACGCUCAUCUCCUGUGCCGCAGGGGACGGGCGACAGGACACGCUGAACAACAUCACCGAGCGUGAUGGGGCGUCGCUUCCCUCUCAAAGUCCUGCUGGGAGCCCAAUGGAGGGUGUUGCCGCGGCAUCUGACCAGGCUGCUAACGGGCGGCUUGCUGAGUUGGAGCGAACCACACAGCAGCAGUCACUGCUGAUUUCGUCGCUUUUGUUGCAACUUAACAACGGGUCCUGCUCCCUGGAGAGGGGUGCGAUGGGUCCUGCCUCGGGCAAGGCUGCCGCGCUGGUAGCAGUCAUGACGUACUGCGUGGCGCGGGCAGGCGCUUCAACGCGCAAGCAGAGUGAUUGGCGUGCGCGGAUCUCGAUGAAUGGGCGCCGGAAUUUUGCUGACGCUUUUGGGCUCCCUUGCGAGGCGAAUCCCCGCCUGAAAUUCGACUACAGCGAGCUAGUUUGUGACGAGGAGCGCACACCGACCCAAGUGUACAACUUGGAGAGCGAGGGUGGUAUACCACUGGUCAAGCCUCUUGAAAAGGGAGGGCUUCUUCGCUGGCACUUUGCUGAAGACACGAUGCGCCCGUUUGGCACUGCGCUCUUCGACAUCAUCGUCCGCAACGCAUUUCAGAAGGGUGCUGGCGGGUCGGCUACGGUGGUGAAGGCGUACCACAUCGCCUAUCUGCUGUAUCUGGUUGAAUAUUCAGUGGUGCACCACAAGGCUCGUGGCAAACGCAUUCCUACGGAUGCGGAUGUGAAUGCAGCUGACAUUGCCAGCUACCACCGCAAGGUGAAGGCGGCCAUUCGCAAGACCCUCGAAGAGUCCCCGGAUGACCAGCUUCCUGCAUGGUCGGAGCAGUAUCAGGGGUGGGUGUUUGGACCCACUGAGACCGUGGUGAUCUCGGGCAGCGGCUUCCCCGACCUCGUUCCCGAUGGGGCUGACCCCGAUGCCGCCGAGAAGAAGGCGGUUGCUCUCCUGUUCGAGUAUGCCCAGGUGGAGCCCGAGAAAGGCAAGAAGAAGAAGACGGGUUCCAACAACAGUGAUGCCACCAUGGAGCGUGAUCUCCUGGAUGAUGUGGGUGAGUGGGAGGAUGCGGAGGAUAGUGUGUAG